Molecule: messenger RNA, 4300 nt
Organism: Echinops telfairi (small Madagascar hedgehog)
Lineage: Eukaryota; Metazoa; Chordata; Mammalia; Afrosoricida; Tenrecidae
Gene: SLC4A3
Product: solute carrier family 4 member 3
Exons: 21
Coding region: 81-3827 (1248 amino acids)
Biological process (GO): monoatomic anion transport; transmembrane transport; regulation of intracellular pH
Cellular component (GO): plasma membrane
Molecular function (GO): solute:inorganic anion antiporter activity; monoatomic anion transmembrane transporter activity
Source: RefSeq, a predicted model, not a curated record
GGCCCCCGCAGCGCCCCCUUGUCCUCACCCGGGUCACGGGUCCCCGAGUGAGCGAGAGCCUACCCAGCCACCGCCCGGCAAUGGCCAACGGAGUGAUCCCGCCGCCCGGGGGCGCCUCCCCCCUGCCCCAGGUCCGGGUGCCCUUAGAGGAGCCCCCUCUGGGUCCAGACUCACAGGAGGAGGACGAUGACUUGGGCAAGACCUUGGCUGUGAGCAGGUUUGGGGACCUCAUCAGCAAGCCCCCGGCCUGGGACUCAGAGAAGCCCAGCCGCAGCUACAGCGAGCGGGACUUUGAGUUUCACCGGCAUACAUCCCACCACACCCACCAUCCGCUCUCAGCGCGCCUGCCUCCACCCCACAAGCUUUGGCGACCGCCCCCCACCUCUGCCCGGCACACCAGGAGGAAGAGGAAGAAGGAGAAAACCUCUGCCCCGCCCUCCGAGGGUACCCCUCCCAUCCAGGAGGAGCGGGGAGGUGGGGCAGAGGAGGAGGAGGAAGAGGAAGAGGAGGGGGAGGAGGAGGAGGAAGGAGAGUCUGAAGCGGAACCUUCAGAGCCCCCACCCUCGACGGCAUCCCCUCAGAAAGCCAAGUUCUCCAUCGGAAGCGACGAAGAUGACAGCCCUGGCUUCCUGGGGCGACCUGCCUCCUCCAGACCCCUGCCCUCAGUGGGCCCGUGUGCCAACAAGAGCCCCCAGCACUUGGUCAGCUCUCCCAGCCCCAGAGUCCGGGCCUCUCGAGUUGCUGCUGGGGAGAAGAGCCGACCCUGGAGCCCCUCGGCCAGCUAUGACCUGCGGGAGCGGCUGUGCCCAGGCAGUGCUCUGGGCAACCUGGGUGGCCCUGAGCAGCAGGUACCCACGGACGAGGCUGAGGCUCAGAUGCUUGGCUCUGCAGACCUGGAUGACAUGAAAAGUCACCGGCUGGAGGACAACCCUGGCGUGCGGCGACACCUGGUGAAGAAGCCAUCUCGGACCCAGAGUGGGAGGGGCAGUCCCGGUGGCCUGGCCCCCAUGCUGCGCAGGAAGAAGAAGAAGAAGAAGCUGGAUCGGAGGCCGCACGAGGUGUUUGUGGAGCUGAAUGAGCUGAUGAUAGACCGAGGCCAGGAGCCCCACUGGCGGGAGACUGCCCGCUGGAUCAAGUUCGAGGAAGAUGUGGAGGAGGAGACAGAGCGCUGGGGCAAGCCCCAUGUUGCCUCCCUCUCCUUCCGUAGCCUUCUGGAGCUCCGGAGGACCAUUGCCCAUGGCGCGGCCCUCCUGGACCUGGAGCAGACCACCCUGCCAGGCAUCGCGCACCUGGUGGUGGAGACCAUGAUCGUGUCCGACCAGAUCCGGCCAGAGGACAGGGCCAGCAUCCUCCGCACCUUGCUGCUGAAACACAGCCAUCCGAACGAUGACAAGGACAGUGGCUUCUUUCCCCGAAACCCGUCGAGUUCCAGCAUGAACUCUGUCCUGGGGAACCACCACCCGACCCCCAGCCAUGGCCCUGACAGUGCGGUGCCCACCAUGGCCGAUGACCUUGGGGAGCCUGCCCCACUCUGGCCUCAUGACCCCGAUGCCAAGGAGAAGCCCCUGCACAUGCCCGGCGGAGACAGUCACCGGGGGAAAAGCCUGAAGCUGCUGGAGAAGAUCCCGGAAGACGCUGAGGCCACCGUGGUGCUUGUGGGCAGCGUGCCCUUCUUGGAGCAGCCGGCGGCGGCCUUUGUGCGGCUGAGCGAAGCUGUGCUGUUGGAGUCCGUGCUGGAGGUUCCGGUGCCGGUCCGCUUCCUCUUCAUCCUGCUGGGGCCCCGCCACACCAGCACCGAUUACCACGAGCUGGGGCGUUCCAUUGCCACCCUCAUGUCCGAUAAGGUGUUCCAUGAAGCCGCUUACCAGGCGGACGACCGGCAGGACCUCCUGAGCGCCAUCAGCGAGUUCCUGGACGGGAGCAUCGUCAUCCCCCCGUCCGAGGUGGAGGGCCGGGACCUGCUGCGCUCGGUGGCCGCCUUCCAGCGGGAACUGCUGCGCAAGCGGCGGGAGCGGGAGCAGACCAAGGCCGAGCCGAGCAAGCCGGGCGGCGGGGCGGCGCCUGGGAAAGAGCUGUCUGUGGAGUUGGGGGGCCCCGAGGGGAUCCCUGAAGAUGACCCCCUGCUGCGCACCGGCUCGGUGUUUGGGGGACUGGUGCGGGAUGUGAAGCGCCGGUACCCCUACUACCCCAGCGACCUGCGGGACGCCCUGCACUCCCAGUGCGUGGCUGCCGUCCUCUUCAUCUACUUUGCUGCCCUCAGCCCCGCCAUCACCUUUGGGGGGCUGCUAGGGGAGAAGACGGAGGGGCUGAUGGGCGUAUCCGAGCUGAUUGUGUCCACGGCUGUGCUUGGCGUUAUCUUUUCGCUCCUGGGAGCCCAGCCGCUGCUUGUGGUGGGCUUCUCUGGGCCCCUGCUCGUCUUUGAAGAAGCUUUUUUUAAGUUCUGCCGAGCCCAGGACCUGGAGUACCUCACCAGCCGCGUGUGGGUUGGCCUCUGGCUGGUGGUCUUCGUUCUGGCCCUGGUGGCUGCUGAGGGCAGCUUCCUGGUGCGCUACAUCUCGCCCUUCACGCAGGAGAUUUUUGCCUUCCUCAUCUCCCUCAUCUUCAUCUACGAGACCUUUCACAAGCUCUACAAGGUGUUUACUGAGCAUCCACUGUUGCCCUUCUACCCCCUGGAGGGGGCCCUGGAAGGGGUGCUUGCGACCACCCUGGACCUGAACGGGAGUGCCUUGCCUCCCACCGAGGGGCCCCCGGGCCCUAGGAACCAGCCCAACACGGCCCUGCUGUCCCUCAUCCUCAUGCUGGGGACCUUCCUCAUCGCCUUCUUCCUGCGCAAGUUCAGGAACAGCCGCUUCCUGGGCGGGAAGGCCCGCCGCAUCAUUGGGGACUUCGGCAUCCCCAUCUCCAUCCUGGUGAUGGUCCUGGUCGACUACUCCAUCACAGACACCUACACACAGAAGCUGACAGUGCCCACUGGCCUCUCGGUGACCUCUCCCCACAAGCGCACGUGGUUCAUCCCACCCCUGGGCAGCGCUCGCCCUUUCCCGCCCUGGAUGAUGGUGGCAGCCGCUGUCCCAGCCCUCCUGGUCCUCAUCCUGAUCUUCAUGGAAACGCAGAUCACGGCGCUCAUUGUCAGCCAGAAGGCACGGAGGCUGCUCAAAGGCUCUGGCUUCCACCUGGACCUACUUCUCAUCGGCUCCCUGGGCGGGCUCUGUGGGCUCUUUGGGCUGCCCUGGCUCACGGCCGCCACUGUCCGCUCCGUCACCCAUGUCAACGCCCUGACGGUGAUGCGGACUGCCAUCGCUCCUGGCGACAAGCCCCAGAUCCAGGAGGUUCGGGAGCAGCGGGUCACUGGUGUGCUCAUUGCCUGCCUCGUGGGCCUGUCCAUUGUCAUGGGGGCUGUGUUGCGCCGGAUCCCCCUGGCUGUGCUCUUUGGGAUCUUUCUGUACAUGGGGGUGACGUCUCUGUCUGGGAUCCAGCUGUCUCAGCGCCUGCUGCUCAUCCUCAUGCCCGCGAAGCACCACCCCGAGCAGCCCUACGUGACCAAGGUGAAGACGUGGCGGAUGCACUUGUUCACCUGUAUCCAGCUGGGCUGCAUCGCGCUGCUCUGGGUGGUCAAGUCCACGGCAGCCUCCCUGGCCUUCCCCUUCCUGCUGCUGCUCACUGUGCCUCUGCGGCGCUGCCUCCUGCCCCGGCUCUUCCAGGACCGGGAACUGCAGGCGGUAAGGCCCAGAGGGCUGGGCGGGGAGUGCUGGGACCAGAGAGGCCCCGGUUCAGUCUCUACUGAGCUGUCUGUUAGGGGGGUGACCUUAGGCAAGGCACACUUCUGAAAUCUUAACUGCCCUAUCUGUAGACGGGGCUCAUCAUACGUUGCAUUGCACAGGACUAAACAGCCGGGCAAAGCUGUUAGCACAGUGCAUCAUGCAGAGUAGGCACAAGGCUGCCUUGGACAGCAGUACAGGUCAUGCUCUGAGCAAGAGCACCCAGCCAGGCACGAGCUGUUUUUGUCAGCUGGGACAUCUAUUUUCAACACAGCCACUUAGACGAGGAAAGCACUUAAUAGGUGCUAGCUGGUCUGGUCAGGAGUCCCUGGCUGGGGUAAAAGGUUAAGCACUUAGCGACUAACUAAAAGGUUGGCAGUUUGAAUCCACACUGUUGACAACCUAAUGGGGCUGAGGUUCUACUCUGAUCUGUAUGGCUCACCACGAGUCAACUGACUGACGGUCACUAUCCCUGGUGGAGUGGUGGUUAUGCAUUGGGCUGCUGACCAAUGCAAGGUCAGCAGUUCAAAACCAUCAGCUGC